GAGCACCCCAAGGGCCCCCGCCAGCUGGAGGCCCCCGAGGUCCCGGCGGAGCUUCCGAGCGGCCGAGGAGCUGAGCAGCAGGCGGAAGAAGAGGAAGAAGUGGGAGAAGGCAGCAGCACCGAGAGCAGCCGGGACGCGGAAACCUUGGGUUACCCCAAUAAAAUUGCCCCGCCCCCUGGGUUCCCACAGUCUCUGCAUCUCAUGGCCCUCAUUGCCUUAGGCGGGGAAGACUCCAAGCCUCAUUUCUUGAAUAGCUGUUUGUAUGAUGCCUACUACUCUGGCCAGCCGGGCCCUUGCUGGCCUCCGUGUCUGUCCCUUGUGCUCAGGGGAAGACUCCAAGCCUGGCUUUUCUUUCAGGAGCAGAGGCGGCUGAGCCAGGAGAGGGAGCGCGUGGAGGGUCUUCGUCAGAGACUUCGGGAAGCCCAGGGGCGGCUGGACUCGCAGCCAGAGGACCAGCGUGAGCGGCUUCUGCAGAGCGUGCAGGAGAUCAGGGAACAGCUGGAUGUGGCCCAGCGUGCCUACGAGGACCUGGAGUUCCAGCAACUGGAGCGGGAGAGCCGGCGGGAGGAGGAGGAUCAUCGGGACAGCCCUGGCGUUUGGGCGCUGGGCCCCAAGGUCCAGGAGCUUCAGGCCAGCGUGGCACAGCACAGGCGCCGGAUUCAGGUGUUGGAGGAGCAGCUGAAGUCGCUGGGAGAACAGAUGGCAGCUGAGAGCCGGGGGCUGAGCCAGAAGAAGGAGGAGGCCCUUCAGGCGCUGACACAAGAACGGAGCCGACUGCUUGAGCUGAAUUGCUUCCAGGGAAGCCCUGGCGGAGACUUCUCUGAGCCCAGCCAGGCCCUCACUAAGCUCCUGUUCACGCAGAAGACAGACCGCCAGCUGCUGGUGCUCCAGGACCCUGCUGCGCCCACGGCGGCCUCCGCCUCUUCCUGCCUCUUCUCCGUUCACAGCUCCUUGCAGGGCUCCAUCGGCCUCCAAAGGAAUGGAAGCCUGUCCCGGAAGAGGGGAGAGAGAUUGAGCCAGAGGGGAUCGCCCCGACCUCUGUCCCUCCAUUGUACUGGACCCCUGGAGGCCUCAGCCCUCCCACCAGCAGCAGGAGACUCUGGGAGACACCCACUCUAUCAGCUGCUGAACUGUGGCUCUGGGAAUAGCUGUGGGGCGCUCUACCCAGACAUCGCCCGCAUGGAGCGGCUCCUGCAGCAGGCCGUGGCGGAGCGGGAGCGGCUGCUCAAGGCUAGGGAAGGAACAAGAAGGACCACAGAAGGUUCCUCAGGUCCCGCUGUUCCUGCCAUCAUGGCCCCGCCCACGCUCCCACCCCGCCCUCCUGGCCCACGGGUCUUGGAUCUCCGGCAGCACCUGGAACGCUGGGGCCACAACCCCGAAAACUGCCCACAUGUCCAGGUGUCUGGGGGCUGCUGCCGCGGGGCCCUGGUGAAGAUGGGUGGCCGCAUCAAGACCUGGAGGAAGCGGUGGUUCUGCUUUGACCGCCAGGCCCGCCGUCUGGCCUACUACUCCGAUAAAGAAGAGUCCAAGCUCAAAGGCGUCAUCUACUUCCAGGCCAUCGAGGAAGUCUAUUACGACCACCUACGCUGUGCUUUCAAGAGCCCCAGCCCGCGCCUGACUUUCUGCGUCAAAACCUAUGAGCGCCUUUUCUACAUGGUGGCACCCAGCCCCGAAGCCAUGCGUAUUUGGAUGGACGUCAUCGUGACCGCGGCGGAUGAGAACCACGUCCCCUGAGCGGCACCACCCUCUUGGGGGACGACCAGCGAGGCCCCGCCCACGCCGGGAGCCUGGCCCCGCCCCUUUGGGACUCCGCUGGGAAUUCUGCAGGCGCCGCGCUCUGCUGGCCUGAGCCGCGCUGUUCUUUCUGGGCUGCAGGUGCCUUCCCCGGGCGGACAGACGGACGGACGCCGGGAAGCCAGCCCUGGGGCCCUGGGGCCCUGUCGCUGGCAGGAGGAAGAUUGCGGGGGCGGGAAGGAACUAUUUAUUGGUGCUCCUGUAUAUCGAAUUAAACAUGGAGGAAAAA
This is a messenger RNA of Myotis brandtii (Brandt's bat), 2023 nucleotides long. RefSeq names its product pleckstrin homology-like domain, family B, member 3 (gene PHLDB3). NCBI's taxonomy places the organism in Eukaryota, Metazoa, Chordata, Mammalia, Chiroptera, Vespertilionidae. The transcript is spliced from 15 exons. The record is from RefSeq and is a predicted model, not a curated record. The annotation marks the transcript as partial.